Monoraphidium neglectum is the source of this 345-nucleotide messenger RNA. Its product is annotated as S-isoprenylcysteine O-methyltransferase. Gene Ontology annotation, biological process: C-terminal protein methylation. NCBI's taxonomy places the organism in Eukaryota, Viridiplantae, Chlorophyta, Chlorophyceae, Sphaeropleales, Selenastraceae. The record is from RefSeq and is a predicted model, not a curated record. Gene Ontology annotation, cellular component: endoplasmic reticulum. Gene Ontology annotation, molecular function: protein C-terminal S-isoprenylcysteine carboxyl O-methyltransferase activity. The transcript is spliced from 5 exons. Bases 1 to 345 code for a protein of 114 amino acids.
AUGGCAACACUCGCCCUCACCGCGGGCCUUGUGUUCUGUGUUUACGGGCUCAUCAGCAUUGGACGCUACAUCAGCCCCCUGCCCACCCCCCGCAAGAACCACAAGCUCGUCACAGACGGCCUCUUCGGUGUGUGCGUGGGGGGGGGGUACGGCGGGCUUGUCCUAGCCGCGCUGGGCCUGGCCGCCAUCACGCGCAGCGAGGGCCGCCUGGCCCUGGCAAUCGUGCUGUGGUUUGUGGUGGACCGCAAGGCCAAGUUUGAGGAGAGCUGCCUGGUGCAGAGAUACGGCGCAGAGUACAAGAACUACGCCGCCAAGACAAAGAAGUUCAUCCCCUUCCUCUACUGA